This is a messenger RNA of Seminavis robusta, 567 nucleotides long. NCBI's taxonomy places the organism in Eukaryota, Bacillariophyta, Bacillariophyceae, Naviculales, Naviculaceae. The record is from the annotation of a GenBank genome assembly.
AUGAGUCUGCAAAAGAUCCAAAAGAGCAGCGGGGAACCCGACGAGUUUGAAGCUCAAGUAGCUCAAGAGCUAUUGAACUUGGAGAUGACGUCUACGGAACUCAAGGCAUCGCUUCGAAACCUUUACAUUACCGCCGCCAAGGAAGUCGACACGGGUGCCGGUCAAAAGGCCAUUCUCCUCUACGUUCCCUACAAGCUCCUGGUGAGCUUUCAAAAGAUUCACACCCGAUUGGUUCGAGAGUUGGAAAAGAAAUUCUCCGGCAAGCACGUCCUCAUCAUUGCCCAACGCACCAUUUUGGGAAAAUCCUACAAUCGCAAUCAAAAGACCAAGGGACCUCGUCCUCGCAGUCGUACUUUGACCAAAGUACAAGAUGCCAUUCUAGAUGAUAUCUGCUAUCCUACCGAAAUUGUGGGAAAGCGAACUCGUGUCAAGAUUGACGGUAAACGCGUCCUCAAGGUAUUCCUCGAUAGCAAGGAUCAAGCCAACGUCGAAGCCAAGACCGAGACCUUUGCCGCUGUCUACGGAAAGCUCACCAACAAGCAAGCUUCCUUUGUUUUUGCUCAGUAA